AUGGAAAGACAGCAGAUAUUCGGCCUGCACGUGAAGUUGAAUGAGUCACUAGACUUGCAGCCUGCGUCCCUGGUGGCCGAAAAGCGGCCAAAAGACAAAUCAGCAAGUGGAAACACACACAACAAGCAGCCCAUCCGUCUCAGUUGGCACUUGUUCCUACAAAGUGAAUGUGACACCCAGCACAAGAGUAUUGAUCAGAAGUGGACAGAGUGUUUGUGUGUGGGUGCCAUUCCACGUCAAUCAGUGGCCCCGAAAAGGGACGUCGGAUGA
Molecule: messenger RNA, 270 nt
Organism: Mesocestoides corti
Lineage: Eukaryota; Metazoa; Platyhelminthes; Cestoda; Cyclophyllidea; Mesocestoididae
Source: the annotation of a GenBank genome assembly